Messenger RNA from Brienomyrus brachyistius, 3011 nucleotides. RefSeq names its product SEC14-like lipid binding 8 (gene sec14l8). Bases 355 to 1590 code for a protein of 411 amino acids. Lineage: Eukaryota; Metazoa; Chordata; Actinopteri; Osteoglossiformes; Mormyridae. The transcript is spliced from 12 exons. The record is from RefSeq and is a predicted model, not a curated record. Gene Ontology annotation, cellular component: cytoplasm.
UCAUGCUACGCCGUAGUUACGCUAAAGGCUGGAAAGAGAAGUAAGUCAGUUGUAAUGGUCUGUUAUAAAAAUGGGCACUCAGUCAAAUUUGCCGCCCCCCCUGCUGUGAUGGGCCAGGGGGCAGAUGCCCUUCCGUCCCCGCCUCUUCUGCCGCUGCCUUCAGGAUACACAGUACAUGAGCUGCCUAUUUGCCAGCCAAAUGACAGGGGACAGAGUUUUAUCUCAGGCUGCUCGGAGAAACAGCGCCACCAUUUGUCAAGAUCAGACCGAUCGGAGAAGAGGAGGAGAAAAUAAGGAAGAGGGGGUGGAGGAGGCAGGUAUUCGGCGCUAGGUUUUCAAGGCUGCGUGUUCAGGAUGAGCGGACGAGUCGGCGAUUUGAGCCCGAAGCAAGCCGAAGCGCUGGCACAGCUUCGAGAGAGACUUCAGGAUGUUCUUGCUCAACUGCCAGCCCAACAUGACCACUUCCUGCUUCGCUGGCUCCGAGCCAGAAACUUCAACGUGCAUAAAGCGGAAGUCAUGCUCCGGAAGCAUUUGGAGUUCCGGAGACAGAUGAAAACCGACACAAUAACUACGGAGUGGCGGCCCCCAGAGGUGAUCGAGAGGUACCUGCCCGGGGGCAUGUGUGGCUAUGACCGCGACGGCAGCCCCAUCUGGUACGACGUCAUUGGCCCCGUGGACCCCAAAGGUCUGCUCCUGUCCGCCUCCAAGCAGGACUUCAUCAAGACCAAGGUGCGGGACUGCGAGCUGCUGCAGGAGGAGUGUGACGCACAAUCGCAGAAGCUCGGGAAGGUAGUGGACUCCAUCACCAUGAUCUACGACUGUGAGGGUCUGGGCAUGAAGCACCUGUGGAAGCCAGCCAUCGAGACUUACGGAGAGGUCCUCACCAUGUUUGAGGAGAACUACCCUGAAGGCCUGAAGAGGCUGUUUGUCAUCAAAGCCCCCAAGAUGUUCCCUGUGGCCUACAACCUCGUCAAGCACUUCCUGAGCGAGGAAACCCGGAGCAAGAUCGUGGUCAUGGGGGCUAACUGGCAGGAAGUGCUGCAGAAGUACAUUGAGCCCGAGCAGCUCCCCGUCGUGUACGGUGGCACCCUCACAGACCCCGAUGGGGACCCGCGUUGCAGGACCAGGGUGAAGUGUGGAGGCCAGGUGCCCAGGACUUACUAUGUGCGGGAGUCUGUCAUGGUGCAGUAUGAGCACAGAGUCUCCAUCCGGCGGGGAUGCUGCUACCAGCUGGAGUACGAGGUCCUGUUUCCAGGCUGUAUGCUGCGGUGGCAGUUUGCGAGUGAUGGGGGAGACAUCGGCUUCGGGGUCUUCAUGAAGACCAAGCUGGGGGUGAGGCAGACAGCGGCAGAGAUGGUGAUGGUGCUGCCAAGUCAGCGGUAUAACGCCCACCUGGUGCCUGAGGACAGCCUACUGACCUGCGCCGAUCCGGGUGUCUAUGUGCUGCAGUUUGACAACACCUACAGCAUGUUCCAUUCCAAGAAGGUCAGCUUCUCUGUGGACGUCUUGUUGUCCAACAGCCAAUUGCGACCUGAGAAAAGCAGAGGUGGGGCUGGAUUGAAGAUGGAACUGUGUGCAGACAACCAAUAGCAGGAAGAGGAUGGAGAUGACUGACGCUGCUGUGAGCCUAUGAGCUGAGCUCGUCUGAGCUCCUGGCAGCCUCCUAGAGCUACACUUUGGCACAGCAAUAGCCCACUUUAAAUGCUGCUCACAACCAGUAGCCUGGUCUUCUGCAGGUGCUGGUGCACUGGUAAACCAGUAUACAGUAGUAAAAGAUACUGCACUGCACUGUAAAAGUAAUUUAACUUGAAAGUUUCAGUAUAAUAAAGAAACUAAGGUACAGCUAUGGGAAAAAAUGAAGAGACCGGAGUAAAGUUUCCAGUUUCACUCAUUUCUCAAUUUAUGGGUGUGUCCCUGUGUAAAAUAUACGUUUUUUUUUUGCAAACUCCAGCCUGGCUCUUCCCUGUUUCUCAUUGAUCCCUUCCUUUAUGGUCCUUCAUUUGUGCUUCUAGGAGCCUGUUAUGAAUUGUCCUAGCUGUGCGCUUCACACCACUUAAUGUUCCCUAUUCCCUUUGAAGGUCACUUGAGGUCAUUCUCUGAUUUAUGUGGCACUGCUGGGUAAGUUGACGGUCAUCUCUGGCAUUAGAAUAUUGCUUCUGCCUUCUAUCUGGCUGGUUUUAAGUCAUCCCCAGUAUCUCCUGCUUCUGCUUGUUCUUGCGUACAGCUGUCUUAGAAACUUUGAGUCUGGAAGCAGCCUUCCUCACAGUGUAGCCUUCUGCCAGCAGAACCAGGAUUAAGCCAAGAUUUAAAAAUGCAGAUUUAAGAAAAAAAUAUAGACUGGUCUCUUCAUAUUUUUCAGAGAUAUAUACUGGGGAAUGUACAAACCGUGUAAGUGUACAGACACGGUCUGUGGCCACUAAUAAGUGACUUGGCCCUUUAAGUGAGCAGCUGGUGUGUCAGUCUGUGCUCUGUGUCAUGGAUGUGCAUUUUGAGGUGGGCUGAUUGAGACUGUUAUCUUAUAUUCAGCUAGGGUGAUUGUGCCCUGCGAUGGAAAAAAAUAUUUAUAUAUUUUUAAGGAUAACUUAAUGAAAUGCAACAAUGAAAUUAUAGACUUUGUAACUGUGGCUGAUGAAGCAGUUUGAGGUGUGAUGCGAGUUAGCUGAGGGCAUGUUUGCUGGUCACAUGCCAAGAUGUCAGUGCCUGGCUACUUACAGUCUCCAAAGACGUGAUAGGAAAACGAGUCUUCACAUAUUUUAAAUAACACCUGUCACAAUAUAGUACAAUUUAGUACAGGUUACACAAUCACUCUGCGUGAGACACUAGUCAGUGUCUCUGCAGUUCAGCGAUCUUGAAUGCUAAGCAGGUUCUGAUGAUAUGAUGAUCUCUGACUGUAGCACCCCCUGGAGGGAGGGCUGUGCAAGUCCAUAUAUGGUUCCUUCGUUGGACCAGCGAGGUUAAUAUAAAAUAUAACACAAAUAAAAGUGUUUGCUGCUGACGUUCCUGGAAAGGAA